AUGAUCUCCAUAGCAAAGGUCGUUCUGAUCAGUUGCCUUUCCUGGAAGGUUCUCUGUGAACCCUCUUUAGUAUACAAAAUGAAGAAUAUCGAGUGCAUUACAAUACCUGGCUUUUCGGCCAACGCUUCUUGCUUCAUUAAGGCCAUUAAUUGGAAUAAGGCAGUGGCUCAAAUGGACGUGGAUCUCGUAAGACCACUAUAUAAUAUAUCAGUUCGGCUUCAGGUCUUCAAAAAGGACUACUCCAAUCAGUUUCAGCCGUUUCUUAUCGAUGUUCAUAUAAAUGUAUGUGACAUACUAUCCAGACGAAGCUUUAUACCAUAUGGCGUAAUGAUUUUGAGAGUAGCCGAGCGAUUUUCAAACUUCAAUCACAGCUGUCCUUAUGCGGGUCACCUAUUGGCUCGCGGCGCCUAUAUCGACGAGACGUUUAUACCGAUCAGUCCUCCUUUAGGCCUCUACAAAUUAAAUAUCACUAUAAUGGAAAACUAUCUGAGAACGCCAGCUGCCCAUGUAGGUGGCAUUGUAUGGUAUGUACAGACUAUGCAGCCCGUUAAGAAAAAGAUCAAACAUACAACCAAUGGCUAA
Molecule: messenger RNA, 582 nt
Organism: Drosophila kikkawai
Lineage: Eukaryota; Metazoa; Arthropoda; Insecta; Diptera; Drosophilidae
Source: RefSeq, a predicted model, not a curated record